Drosophila serrata is the source of this 686-nucleotide messenger RNA. RefSeq lists its product as uncharacterized. The record is from RefSeq and is a predicted model, not a curated record. Lineage: Eukaryota; Metazoa; Arthropoda; Insecta; Diptera; Drosophilidae.
CCGGUGCAAGAAAGGAGUACUCGGGAUUCCAGUUGUUGGACUCUAUUGGUAGAAUGGCCCCACUGCAUCUGCUGCUCCACUGUGCCACCACUCUGCUGAUUGCCAACGCUUUGCUCACUCCCCAGUAAGGCUCCGACAGCGAUGGCAAAUCCAAGGGUGGAUUUCCAUUUGCCUUGGAUGAGGACGUAGACGGUGUGGAGUUGCCGCUGGAUGUGGACCAGGACAUGACCGGUGAUCAGGUCGGCCAGGAUCAGCACUCGAUGCCGCCCGCUUGGCUGACCUUUGACCCUGAGCCCGCUCCACCCACCAAGCAUCGGAGCAGCCACAAGCCGCAGACCAUUAUCAAGCACCCGACCAGCAGUGGAUUCCACAAGCUCUCGGCCCACGGACACCGAUCCUGCCACGUCGAGGUCGUCAAGGAGGUGCAGGGUAUCUGCCAGUCGAUGCCCAUUGGCAGUGCCUGCGUCACCGACGACUACAUGGCCGUCUACACCGAUGCCAACUGCUCUGCUCAAUAAAAAGGCUUAUUCUCAUUCCGCACUGUUUGAUUGAUUGAUUGUUUGAAUGUCCCCGUGAAUGUGUGUGUGUGCGCGAGUCUAUAUAUUUUGAGGGAUAACGAGUAACACGACUACCUGAUGCACGAUGCUGAAAUGCAGAACUUGUCUAAAUAAAUCAGUUUAAUAUUA